Messenger RNA from Trametes versicolor FP-101664 SS1, 1374 nucleotides. Its product is annotated as MFS general substrate transporter. Bases 1 to 1374 code for a protein of 457 amino acids. The transcript has 12 exons. Gene Ontology annotation, molecular function: transmembrane transporter activity. Lineage: Eukaryota; Fungi; Basidiomycota; Agaricomycetes; Polyporales; Polyporaceae. Gene Ontology annotation, cellular component: membrane. The record is from RefSeq and is a predicted model, not a curated record. Gene Ontology annotation, biological process: transmembrane transport.
AUGGAGAUAGAACUGUCUACAACGCACUCCCGGACUCCCCAUGCUAUCGUUGAGCUUACUGCCGUGAAUUCGGACCGAGCAGACGACGGGAAGGGGACAGAAUAUGUCGAAACUGACGCUGUGGAGGCGGGGGGCUCACAGGUCGACCGUGCACUGCCGUCAACAACGUUCCCGGCGUCGACAGCCGCGAUGAAACGCAAGUCGAGAAUCCGAUUUGCCACUCUGUGCUGGUCAAUGUGUCUCGCCGGAUGGAACGACGGCACCACUGGUCCUCUACUACCUCGCAUCCAGUCUGUUUAUCACAUCGGCUUCUUCCUCGUGUCGCUGAUAUUCGUGUUCAACUGCGUCGGCUUCGUAUCCGGCGCUACUGCGAACGUCUGGCUCACGGAUCGCUUCGGCUUCGGCAGGGUAUGCGCCGUUUUGCAGGUCAUAGGUUAUGCGUUGGAAGCUCCUGCUCCCCCGUUCCCAGUCUUCGUUCUGGGAUACAUGAUCAACGGCUUUGGUUUGGCCCUACAAAACGCGGGAUCGAAUGGAUACGUUGCUGCCCUCAAGGAAAACACUGCAACAAAAUUCGGUAUCUUGCACGCCAUCUAUGGUGUCGGCGCGUUUUCUUCCCCUCUCAUCGCGACACAGUUCGCGCAGCGCAGUCAUUGGUCCUUCCACUAUCUUGUUCUGCUCGGCAUCGCACUCUCCAACACAUUCUCCCUGAUCGCGGUGUUCCGCUUCAAAGACCAAGACACAUGUCUGGCAGAGAUAGGGCAAUCCCCGGACCAUGAAAGCGGCAACUAUGCGAACAAUAAGUAUAAGCAGAUAUUCGGACUGCGCGCGCUCCACCUCAUGGCGAUCUUCAUCCUGAUCUAUGUCGGAGUCGAGGUUACACUCGGAGGGUGGAUCGUGACGUACGUUAUACAGUUACGUGGGGGAGGCGCGUCGUCCGGAUAUAUCUCGUCUGGCUUCUUCGGAGGAUUGACUCUAGGCCGUGUCGGCUUGCUCUGGGUGAACAGAAAGGUCGGCGAACGACGCGCCAUCUUCAUGUAUGCGGUCCUCGCAAUUUCACUCGAGCUUGUGAUCUGGCUCGUUCCCUCCCUCGUCGGUGGUGCCAUCGCCGUCUCCUUCGUCGGAGUCCUUCUCGGGCCCAUCUACCCCAUCGUCAUGAACCACGCUGGACGCGUGCUGCCUCCCUGGCUCCUCACAGGAUGCAUCGGGUGGAUCGCCGGCUUCGGCCAGGCGGGCUCGGCUGCGCUGCCCUUCCUCACUGGCGCGCUCGCAUCGAAGGUCGGGAUCAAGAGUCUCCAGCCUCUGUUGGUAUCUAUGAUGGGAUUCAUGGUGUUCCUGUGGGUGCUGGUGCCGAGCACUCCGCGACGCAUUGACUGA